GUACGGCACUGACAGCAAGCUGUGACGUCGCUGACGCAUGCGCAUAAAGCUCUCGCGUGAGAAAAUCUCACGACUGCCCAACACUGUUCGGCGCUUAUGUCUUUAGUAGAAUCAUCUCGAAUCGCAAUUUACAGGUUAACAAAGUACCAGUGCUUGAACGGUGUGUCGAGUUAAAAAGAAACAAUUAAUCAAAUAAUAAGUUAUAAAAAUGCAACCUCAAAUAAUUUUACUCAAAGAAGGCACAGAUGCAUCACAGGGAAAGCAACAGCUUAUAUCGAAUAUAAAUGCUUGUCAAAUAGUGGUAGAUGCGGUGAGGACUACGUUAGGUCCUAGAGGGAUGGAUAAAUUGAUUGUUGGUCAAAAUGGAAAAGCCACUAUUUCAAAUGAUGGCGCAACUAUUUUAAGACUUUUAGAAGUAGUACAUCCUGCAGCUAAAACUUUAGUAGACAUUGCUAAAUCUCAGGAUGCUGAAGUUGGUGAUGGUACAACAAGCGUAGUUUUAUUAGCAGGAGAAUUUUUGAAACAAAUGAAAUCAUUUAUUGAAGAAGGUGUUCAUCCACGUAUUAUGAUCAAAGCUCUUCGUAUUGCCCUUCAAGUAGCAGUUGACAAAAUAAAUGCAGUGAGUGUAAAAAUAGACAAAUCCGAUCAAACAAAACUAGUAGAACUUUUAGAAGAGUGUGCAGCUACAUCUAUGAGUUCAAAAUUAAUUCAUCAACAAAAAGAAUUCUUUAGUCGCAUGGUUGUAAAAGCUGUUAUGAUGCUUGAUGAGUUGUUACCUCUUAACAUGAUUGGUAUUAAAAAGGUCUCUGGAGGAGCAUUGGAAGAUUCAGAACUGGUUAAAGGAGUAGCUUUUAAAAAAACCUUCUCCUAUGCCGGCUUUGAAAUGCAACCUAAGAAAUAUCAAGAUUGUAAAAUUGCCCUGUUAAAUAUAGAGUUGGAGCUUAAAGCAGAAAGAGAUAAUGCCGAAGUUCGCGUAGAUAACGUUGCGGAAUAUCAAAAGAUAGUUGAUGCCGAAUGGCAAAUUUUGUACAAUAAACUCGAUAAAAUUCACAAGAGCGGAGCACAGGUUGUUCUGUCAAAGUUACCUAUUGGCGAUGUUGCCACUCAGUAUUUCGCCGACCGGGACAUGUUCUGUGCGGGCAGAGUUCCUGAGGAAGAUUUGAAGAGAACGAUGAAAGCUUGUGGAGGAUGUAUUUUAACUACAGUGCAUGAUAUUAAGGAGUCCGAUCUUGGCAGGUGUGAAAUGUUUGAAGAAAAGCAAAUUGGUGGAGAAAGAUUCAAUUUCUUCUAUGAAGGAUCACGUGCUAAGACGUGUACGUUUAUAUUGCGUGGAGGAGCGGAACAAUUUUUGGAAGAAACAGAGAGGUCUUUGCAUGAUGCCAUCAUGGUUGUAAGACGUUUGUUUAAAACUAAUGCAUACGUGGCUGGUGGAGGAGCUAUUGAAAUGGAAUUAUCAAAGACAUUGAGAGAUUAUUCUCGUAUUAUAGCUGGAAAAGAGCAACUUUUAAUUGGAGCAAUAGCUCGUGCAUUGGAAGUUAUUCCAAGGCAAUUGUGUGAUAAUGCUGGUUUCGAUGCAACGAGUAUUUUAAACAAAUUGCGACAGAAACAGCAUAAAGGCAUGCAUACUUACGGUGUUGACAUUAAUACUGAAGACAUCGGCGACAACAUGUCAGCUUUCGUUUGGGAACCAGCUGUUGUCAAAAUUAAUGCUUUAACUGCCGCGACUGAGGCAGCAUGUCUCAUUUUGUCUGUUGAUGAAACCAUAAAGAAUCCUAAGAGUGGUCAGGAUAAUGGUCCUCAGGCACCUAUGCGUGGCAUGAGAAGACCGAUGUAAUAAUUGCUUUCUUGGCUUGAAAAGGAACAAGAACCUUAUAAAUUAAACACUAAUAAUACAUAUGCACUGACGUAUUGUAACAACCUGUUUAUACUAUUACGAACUAUUUGUAUUACGUGACAAUUUCUGCAUAUUGCUUUUCUAUAUUGUAAUUUACCAUGAAAUAGAUCUUGUUAUCUUUUUC
Molecule: messenger RNA, 2018 nt
Organism: Megachile rotundata (alfalfa leafcutting bee)
Lineage: Eukaryota; Metazoa; Arthropoda; Insecta; Hymenoptera; Megachilidae
Gene: CCT7
Product: chaperonin containing TCP1 subunit 7
Biological process (GO): protein folding
Molecular function (GO): ATP hydrolysis activity; ATP-dependent protein folding chaperone; ATP binding
Source: RefSeq, a predicted model, not a curated record